This is a messenger RNA of Asparagus officinalis (garden asparagus), 1074 nucleotides long. RefSeq names its product 1,2-dihydroxy-3-keto-5-methylthiopentene dioxygenase 1-like. The coding region runs from base 1 to 867 and encodes 288 amino acids. The transcript is spliced from 5 exons. Lineage: Eukaryota; Viridiplantae; Streptophyta; Magnoliopsida; Asparagales; Asparagaceae. Gene Ontology annotation, molecular function: acireductone dioxygenase [iron(II)-requiring] activity. The record is from RefSeq and is a predicted model, not a curated record.
AUGGAGGAGGAUGACGAGGGCGGAGGGGCUGGAUGCACUACAACAAAAGGGCGCGAUUCCCGCUCUGCGAAAAAUCGAGGGAAGAUGUUCCGCAACAAAAUCCUAGUUCGAGCCUCCCCUCCUCCUUCCUCCUCUUUCUCUCUCCUCCCCCUCUCUCUCCCCAUCGCCGGCGAUCGAUCUCCUCCAUUAUCGAACUCCAUCGAUCUCCAAACUCUUUGCUGCAGGCUCUCGAGGACUUGGCGCCUCGCCUGCUUCCUUCACGCCGGUGACAUCUUCGUAGUCUAUCAGCGCGAAUCUGCUGCUCGUGUCGUAGAUGACCUUGUAAGAUCGAUUCCUGGCAUCGAAGUAAGUAAAAUUGGUAUUGUCUACAGAGCAAAGCUUAUGGAUAUUUGUUUACUUGCAGAAAUUGGGAUUUUGUAUUGGCAUUUGAAUCCGAAAAACUAUGAAAAUGAUGAAGAACUAAACAAGAUUCGUGAAACCAGGGGAUACAACUAUAUGGAUCUUUUGGACUUUUGUCCUGAAAAAAUUGAGAACUAUGAAGAGAAGCUGAGGAACUUUUACACAGAGCACAUCCAUGCUGAUGAAGAGAUCCGUUAUUGUCUGGAAGGAAGCGGGUAUUUUGAUGUCCGUGACAAAGAUGACCGUUGGAUAAGAAUCUGGAUCAAAGGAGGAGACAUGAUUAUAUUACCGGCUGGGAUCUACCAUCGCUUCACCCUCGACACUUCAAACUAUGUGAAGCUGAUGAGAUUGUUCAAAGGAGAACCAGUUUGGACUGCUUACAAUCGCCCUCAAGAAGCUCAUCCAGCAAGGCAAGAAUACAUCAAGAAUGUAGUGGAAAAUUCGGGCAUUGCGCUUGAAGCACAUUAGUUCAUGUUAUUCACCUCACUAUGCAUGGGCUUCUAUGGUACUCUGCUCAUGCACCUGUUUAAUUAUCCUUAUUAGUUAUGGGUAUUUACAUUAUGGUGUCAUCAUUCUAUGAGCGAUCAUAAACAGAGACAGGUAUUUUUAUGCAAAGGGGUUGUAGUUGUAAAGCUAUAUAGCAUAUUGAAGAGGCUGAGCACAUAUCCAGUGUCA